AUCUUUCAGAGCGGCUAUCUUUCUGGAGAGGACACCUACAGGUUACAGCCACGGGGAGCUCGCUCAGUCAUCUCGAAGCAGCUCGGCGCGAAGGUUGAAGCCCACAGAGAAAGCGAAGCUUCUCUGUCCAAAUUCAGUUUCGCGGCGAUGGCCUCUCAGCUUUCGAGUCUAUGCCUACCCAAUUCUCCUUCCCUCCCCUUCAACUUCUCUCUCUGCCGAACCAGGCCCUCCCUCGCUCCUCAUGCCGCCCUGCCGUCUCUGUCCUCUUCCUCUCCCUCUCCCUCCUUUCAGAUAGUUGGUGGGAGAGAUUCAGGUUGGCAUGGAACUGGGGUUGCUCAGUUCGGCGGUGGAGAAGAAGCGGAUUGGUGGGAUGUGGAUGCUGAUCUUUAUCACUGGACCAAAGGUUUGCGUACUGUUCAGUGGUAUCCCGGUCAUAUUGCGAAGACGGAGAAAGAACUUAAAGAGCAGUUGAAGUUGAUGGAUGUUGUUAUAGAAGUCCGAGACGCCAGAAUUCCUUUGUCCACAAGCCAUCCGCAGAUGGACUCAUGGCUUGGCACUAGGAAAAGAAUUUUAGUGCUGAAUCGAGAAGACAUGAUCUCCAAGGCAGACCGGAAUGCUUGGGCAACUUAUUUUUCUAAACAAGGAAUAAAAGUCGUCUUUUCAAACGGACAGCACGGAAUGGGGACUAUGAAGCUAGGCCGAUUAGCAAAAACACUGGCAGCAGAUGUAAAUGUCAAGCGCCGGGCAAAAGGUUUACUUCCUCGAGCAGUUCGAGCUGGAAUUGUUGGUUAUCCAAAUGUCGGAAAAUCUUCUUUGAUUAAUCGUCUGUUGAAGCGACGCAUGUGUCCGGCAGCUCCCAGACCUGGUGUUACAAUAGAAUUAAAAUGGGUACGCUUUGGGAAAGACCUCGAGUUGUUAGACUCCCCUGGAAUAAUCCCUAUGAGAAUUAGUGAUCAGGUAGCUGCCAUAAAGCUUGCCAUUUGUGAUGACAUUGGAGAGAGAUCCUACAAUGUUGCUGAUGUUGCUGCAAUUCUUGUACAAAUGCUAACAAGGCUUCCCGCAGUUGGCGCAGGGGUCCUUCAGAACCGCUACAAGAUCGACGUGGAUGGUCAUUGUGGUGACAUAUUCGUCCAGAAGCUUGCUCUCCACUUGUUCAAUGGGGACAUUCAUCAAGCCGCAUUCCGCAUCUUGUCAGACUUCCGCAAGGGAAAGUUUGGUUGGAUCGCAUUGGAAAGACCUCCUCGUUAGUUCGUAAUGAAACACAGGUCUCUUAAACCUUUUCUUGUGGGGCAUGUCUACCAAAUGCCACACUUCAAGAAGAGAGCCUAGAAAACCCCCAAUGCUCUCAUUCAGAGAACUCGUAAAUUAGUAGCAGAUGAGAAGAUACAUUGUGAUCCAGGCCUGAAAACUGGGGGGAACCAUGAGUAGAAAGUGCCGUGUUCGAGAUGUUUGGUCAUUCAAACUGAGAAAUCCCUGAUUUCUCCUCCUUGCAAAAGUUCAAGGAUUCAAGACGAGCAAAAUGGGGGGGACUGCAUUGAAACCUUAUGUCAAAGUCUGUAAUGCAAGCAUGUAUAGAAAUGAUCAAAGCAUUUUUCUCGCCCUGAAGAGAUGGUAAGUAUGUGUCGAAGCGCAUAAACUCGAGGUAUUUUGUGAAUUGCACAAGUUGAAGCUUCUGUUGUAAAGUUGGACAGAAGUAUCUGAUACUUUGCACUUUCCACCCUCUCAUUUUGCUCAACUAUUGUGACUCAGAUUUAGUUCUAAAACCAAAUUUGCAAGGUUGUAAUAUGUGGAUCUAGUUGUUCCUUUGAAAAGGCUAUAUGGUUGCCUUGGAGA
This is a messenger RNA of Rhodamnia argentea, 1833 nucleotides long. Its product is annotated as DAR GTPase 3, chloroplastic. Lineage: Eukaryota; Viridiplantae; Streptophyta; Magnoliopsida; Myrtales; Myrtaceae. The transcript has 9 exons. Gene Ontology annotation, molecular function: GTP binding; GTPase activity. Gene Ontology annotation, cellular component: mitochondrion. Bases 148 to 1248 code for a protein of 366 amino acids. The record is from RefSeq and is a predicted model, not a curated record.